ACGAACCGGUACACUAGAAGCGCCAUUGUUUUUCUUGCUUUUAAUAUUGUUGAAGUCGCCGAAUAGAACAGGUAGUAGGUCGAAAUCACAGUCAUCAUUGGCUGAGCGAGUCCGUCAUCAGAUCCACCCAUACAUCCAUUGCUUGACUGCCACAACGAGAGCUACAACUACUCCGUGAAACUGGUUGGUUGACUAGUUGGUCGUCCGCUUGUCGUAAUGCUGCUGCUGCAAGCCCGCGCCUACGUCGGACGACCGCCGUGAUCGCAAAAGAUCGUGCGAUUAAAUCGCACGCUUAGCGUGACACCGGGUGUUGUUCGCCACAUGGAUUGCAAUUGAUACCACAACGGUAACUGAUGCGGUCGACGGUUGGUCAGUCUACCCAACAAACCUGCCGACUGAUUCCAAAUUCAAAACGUGACAGAUAUCGAUGCCGUCGAAGGCCUUGACUGCUGCCGGGUGCGGCAGUGUGUUGUCGUUCCUGCCUGAUGAGACCACGUCAUUAGCUCCCGAGGUGGACGCUGUGGCUAUGGACCAUACGUAUGCCCGCUCAUGGAACUCUCAUCCGGUGUCGGUUCAUGCGCGUCCCGCCACGUUACUCUUCGUGAACAGCAAAGACCAGCAGAUAGGCUCUACAGAGCGUUUGGGCCGCGUGGGCAAGGAGCUUUUCAUCGAUGUGGAGUCAGUAGCAGAACGAACUGGCCCUUCGCUGGGCGCCGCAUCCGAGCAAGCAAAGUGCAAGGCUCUCAUUGACGAAGUGGAGAGACACGUAAGGACACAACAGAAAUGCAUACCCGAUGAGAUAUGGGAUGAAGAACGUAUCUCGCGUCACGGUUGGACUCGAACUCAGAUUUCACUGUUUGAUCGAAUGUACAAGAUACUUGACAUGGAGCGGGUAGCCAGACUUGCGUAUGAUGGUAGCGCGAACGAAUUUGUAUCUCGCAGGAUUUCGCUGGACAAAGCGGCUCGACGUGUGAGACAGCUUUAUGUAGACGUACACUGGGAGCAGGUGCUUCUGCAAUGGCUUCAUGCCACUAUCAUUGAAAACCUUCCGGUCAGCUAUUGCAGUAGCUAUGUCGAAAUUCUGCAAACACUCAACGCAAAAAUUCCGUCACUUGUUCAGCGCCUGUUUUCUCGAUGUUCGGGAGGUUUCUAUAAAUCCUCUACUGCUAACGACUCCUUACUGCAACUAUUGAAACGGCCAUGGGAUCCAGCUGCAUCGUUGCUAAGUGUAAAUCGACCGAAGAAGCUUCCCGGCCCUCCCAUAUUUAUUGUGGUGCCAAGUGGUUUAACCCAGAACCCACAUUUUGCUCGUGUAAAAUUUUGGUACAAUCAUCUAGCUCAUCUAGGAAAACUAAUUACAAUUCCGAUUCCUAUCGUGAACGAGCCUUCGGUGACAGUGGCUAAACAACUUGAAGUUACGGUGAACGCUGUCAAGAGCAAGAUCGGCGAGGUAAAGACUGCGUUCCCUCAGAGACCCAUUAUUCUUGUUGGCUGGAACAGUGGUGCACUGGUCGCACUUCAAACCUCUCUUAUCGAGUCGGUCUCUGCUGUCGUUUGUAUGGGAUUCCCAAUGACUGGUCUGCAAGGACCAAAGCAGCUUGACGACCCUAUCCUUGACUCACGAACACCGAUCCUUUUUUGCGUGGGGCAAUUCGAUCGAUCGUGCAGCUUGGAUGAUCUCGAGGAUUUCCGUGGCUAUAUGAAGUGUGAAACUGGUGUUGUAGUAGUCGGCGGUGGCGAUGCCAAUCUACACAUGAGUACUAAGCAUAAGCGAUUACUCGGCAUGACACAGACUAUGGUCGACCGUUGCAUCGUAGAAGAGAUUUUUAAUUUCCUCAAUCACGCAUUAAGCAGCAUUACCAGUCCACCGCCACCACCACCAGGUUCUCCUGUGCCCCCAACACCUGAGAAGAAAACCACAGGUCCCACCGAGCCGUUACCCCCUUCGUUGGUAAUCAAACCUGACGGGCCACCAACACCCGCUAAUCCUCGCAAGUACCGUAAACGGGAACGUAGCCAAGACGACGACGGAACAAUGGGAAACUCAAACGCGAAAAGGGGUCCUGGACGACCUCGAACAUCAAAACAUUCAAGCACUCAGAGUCGAGCGACUGGAUCGAGCUCAAAGACGAGUCCUGUGCUCGAGCCAUCGCAGACAGUCACCCACGCUGCCGCAACAACUGCAACCAGCGUACUCACCAAGGAUCUACCGAAAUCGAACAUGCGGCCAGUUACAGCUCACGUGAGAAAGAGCGAUCAGCAACAGCCACACUUUCUAGAAGGGACCCACCAUAAUUCCCCACCAAAGAACCCGAUCUCAAUAGGCAAAAUAGGCAGUCUAAGCGGGCUUGGCUCGCAGCAGGGCUCGUUAAUGGUCUCGCCGGUAAAGGAGGAACACAGAAUGGUCAAUCCGCAGGACGUGCUUGGAAUGGCCCCGGUUGAUCGAUAGCUAGCGUGUAGGUAGCUGACGAAUACGAUGAAACUACUGCCAGCUGCGAAACUCGAACGCUGGCAUAAAUGCUUGGCCCCAAAUUUCGGUAAACUUAGGUGGCUACGCUAGUGAAAAAUAUCGAUGGUGGUUGUUUUUAUUCUCACGUGACCAUAUCUGACUGGAGAGCCUUGGUUGUGUCGCCGAUUGGGGAUUGUUUGACAGUGGCCGCCAGUGACUGCGAAAUGCGCAGCAAAACGGAGAUAACCUCGUGUAUUAAAGAUACGGGGCGGCAUCAUACCACAACGCUAGACUACUAUAUAAUUAUGUGCCAUGCAUACGUUAUCUCAGAAUUGUAAGCGAAUCGCGUCAUUGUUAUUGUUAAUCGUCGACACUUAAAUGAUGUCGUGUGCAUGUGCUAUUCAAUCUCAACACUAUUUAGCUAAUGAUAAAAUAUGUUCAACGAAUUUAAUAAGUUUUUGAUGUAUAUAUUAUUUGUGUGAAUCUAUAAAACU
Molecule: messenger RNA, 2943 nt
Organism: Varroa destructor (honeybee mite)
Lineage: Eukaryota; Metazoa; Arthropoda; Arachnida; Mesostigmata; Varroidae
Gene: Rcd1
Product: Reduction in Cnn dots 1
Biological process (GO): positive regulation of transcription by RNA polymerase II
Cellular component (GO): NSL complex
Source: RefSeq, a predicted model, not a curated record